Callorhinus ursinus (northern fur seal) is the source of this 1151-nucleotide messenger RNA. The record is from RefSeq and is a predicted model, not a curated record. NCBI's taxonomy places the organism in Eukaryota, Metazoa, Chordata, Mammalia, Carnivora, Otariidae.
AAGAGACAGCCCUCAGGAGAGGAGAUACACAGAGGGUUCUUGAAUGAUACAGAGGACCCCCACCAGUUAGCGCUUCUGACCCCACUAGGGUUCUUAUAGCCCCCCCAGUCAACUUUGCUGGUGCCCAGCCUGCAAGAGCUCCCUUUGCCCAUGUCCGCCCAUCUCCUCAGUUCUUCUUUGAGGGGGAGCAGGGGCGCUCCCAGCGGAGCGUCAAGAUGAGCUCUAGGUGAAGGCCCGCCCACUCAGAGAAGAUACUCCAAUAACCCACGCCCCUGUCGCAGCAGCCUGGGCCCCUCUUCCCUCUUCAUCCCUCCCCCUACCUUUUGGGAGCCGAGCGAGUACCGCGGGGGCGAGCGGGGCGGGGCUAGCGAGCAGUUAUAAGCUGGCCCCGCGGCGCUGCGCCCCCGACGCUCCGGCUCCCCGACGCCGCAGUCCCGCAGCGCGCCCAGCCCCAGCUGAGUUAGCUCCUGGCCUGCCCCGCCGGGCGGCCGUCAACCUGAGCACCCUGGCGCGGGGUACGGGCGUUCGGGGCCCUGCGGGCCGGCCGGUGCUCGCAUUGUUGCUGCUCCUGGCGCUGCCCGCUGGCGCCUGGUACAAGCACGUGGCGAGUCCCCGCUACCACACAGUGGGCCGCGCCGCGGGCUUGCUCAUGGGGCUGCGCAGCUCGCCCUACAAGUGGCGCCGAGCGCUGCGCCCCGCUGCUGGGUCCCUCGCCUGGGACACCCAGGGCCUGGGCGCGUCCCCCCAGGGGCUAUCUGCCAAAGACACCCUCUCUCCGGCGCCCGUCCCCCGCGGUGCUCUCCUGCUGUCCUCGGGGGUUCGGGAACUGUUGGAGAUGGGACGCAGGUACUCUCGCGCAGGGCUCGAACUGCGGGCGCAAACUGCGCCGCCCGAGCCCGAACUGGAGCCGCGGCUGGGCGCCCAUUCCUGGACCUCCGUGAAGCGGGACAGAGCCUUCAGAGUGUAUCCUGUUCAGCCAUGGUCUGCGCAGUGAACCACCUUCGCCGGCCCCCACCUCUCCCCAGGGCCAUCCUGAACGCAGCCCUUGCUGGUGACGCCCCCUCAUCUGACCCAGGAGUCUACUCCUCCUGCUGGGCGAACAGCUCUGGCCAGGCCAGGUGGUCUGGUCAAUAAAAGCUGCCUGGUUCAUG